AUGCGGCUUCUGUUUGGGAAAACCAAGGGGACCAGAAGCCCAGGCAAUCUCAGGGACAAAUAUAACUUCAUCGUUGAGGUGGUGGAGAAGGUGGCGCCAUCUGUGGUACAUUUGGAGCUGUUCCGCAGGUCCCCUUUAAGCAAUGAGUACACUCAUGCAUCCAGCGGCUCAGGGUUCAUAGUGUCUGAGGAUGGGCUCAUUGUUACCAAUGCUCAUGUCCUCACCAACCGACAGCGGAUCAAUGUGGAACUCCAGAGUGGGGCCAAAUAUGAAGCGACGGUCAAAGAUGUUGACCAAAAAACUGACCUUGCUCUCAUCAAGAUUGAACCAGAGACUGACCUUCCCAUUUUGUUCUUGGGACGAUCAUCCAACCUGCAGGCGGGGGAGUUUGUGGUGGCUCUAGGCAGCCCCUUCUCCCUUCAGAAUACGGUGACUGCAGGAAUUGUCAGCACUACUCAACGAGGAGGCAAGGAAUUGGGUCUAAAGGAUUCCGACAUGGACUAUAUCCAGACUGAUGCCAUCAUCAAUCACGGGAAUUCUGGAGGGCCUCUAUUGAACUUGGAUGGUGAAGUCAUUGGCAUAAACACCCUGAAGGUGACAGCAGGAAUUUCCUUUGCUAUUCCCUCAGAUCGAAUUCGACAAUUCUUGGCAGAAUUUCAUCAGCGCCAGUUAAAAGGAAAAGUUCUUUCACAGAAGAAAUAUUUAGGCCUCCGGAUGUUGCCUCUUUCUAUGAGCCUUCUCCAGGAAAUGAAGAAUCAGGAUCCAGAUUUUCCUGACGUGAGUUCUGGGGUCUUCGUAUAUGAAGUGAUUCAAGGAACGCCUGCUGCAAGCUCUGGGAUGCGAAACCAUGAUGUGAUCACCAGCAUAAAUGGACAACCUGUCACUUCCAUCACAGAUGUCAUUGAAGCUGUGAAAGAGAGUGACUCCAUUUCCUUAGUGGUUCGUCGGAGAAAUGAGGAUGUGGUCCUGACGAUCAUCCCUGAAAUAAUUAAUUAAACAGAGCUCCCAUUUAGAGACAAACUUAUCUAGCAAAACUGAAUUUAUACUAUACGGUCCAUAUUGAAGAUAUGAAGUCCAAAGAUUCGGGGGUCUUCUUCUUUAGAAAAUAAAUUUUUUUGAUCGUUC
This is a messenger RNA of Vombatus ursinus (common wombat), 1125 nucleotides long. RefSeq names its product HtrA serine peptidase 4 (gene HTRA4). Bases 1 to 996 code for a protein of 331 amino acids. Gene Ontology annotation, biological process: proteolysis; positive regulation of apoptotic process; programmed cell death. Gene Ontology annotation, molecular function: serine-type endopeptidase activity; protein binding. The record is from RefSeq and is a predicted model, not a curated record. Lineage: Eukaryota; Metazoa; Chordata; Mammalia; Diprotodontia; Vombatidae. The transcript has 9 exons.